Messenger RNA from Oryza brachyantha (malo sina), 958 nucleotides. Its product is annotated as GATA transcription factor 15. NCBI's taxonomy places the organism in Eukaryota, Viridiplantae, Streptophyta, Magnoliopsida, Poales, Poaceae. Gene Ontology annotation, biological process: flower development; regulation of DNA-templated transcription. The coding region runs from base 1 to 777 and encodes 258 amino acids. Gene Ontology annotation, molecular function: DNA-binding transcription factor activity; zinc ion binding; sequence-specific DNA binding. The transcript has 2 exons. The record is from RefSeq and is a predicted model, not a curated record.
AUGCUUCACCAUUACACCAGCGCCGGCAAUCAUCAGGACGUUGCUGCUGGUAGCCCCAGCGCCAUGGCUUCUUCCACCUUCUCGCUCUUCUUCCCGCUGCCCAAGGGACAGUGGCCGCCGGCGGCGGAGGAGGCCUACGACGACCACAGCACCGUCACCACAUCUCCUUCCUCGCCUUCCUCGUCGUCCACCGGCUCUGUCGACUGCACGCUCUCGCUCGGCACGCCGUCGUCCCGCCGCGCAGAGCCGGUUGCUGCGCCGGCCAUCUUUGGGGCGCCGCCGGCGGCGCAUUGUCCUUCGCUGCCAGCCACCGUGCCGUGGGACACGUCUGCUGAGUCUUACUAUUGCCAGCAGGGGAAGCCGGCGGCGGGCGUCGCCAAGUGCGCCGUCGGCCACGACACGCUCAUCGACCGCCGCUGCGCCAACUGCAGCACGACGUCGACGCCACUCUGGAGGAACGGGCCCCGCGGUCCCAAGUCUCUGUGCAACGCGUGCGGGAUCAGGUACAAGAAAGAGGAGCGACGCGCGGCGGCGACGGCCGACGGCAACGGCGCCGGGUCUCAUGGUUUCACAGCGCACCGGGCACGCGGGUCCUCGGCCAAGGCAGCGCCCGCCGUGACGUGCAGCGAGGAGACAUCGCCGUACCUCGGCGCGGGCGGCGACGUCGCCGAUGCGCCGUUUCUUGCGUGGCGGCUUAACGUGGUUCCACCGGCGGCGGCGGCGGCGACGGCGCUCUCGGUGUGGCCGGAGCGGGCAAGCAUCUUCCAUUACAACUAGUGUAGUGUAGUGUUGCUUGGGGGGAGCAUAGCAGUAGCAGUGGGAGCUGCACCGUAUUUUUGGGGAACAUUUUGUACGGUUGCACGCGACCGAUUGACCCGUCUGUAUGCAUGUGUUGUGUAGCGCGUUAGCUAGUCUCUGUGUGAUGACUACUCUGCUCGUUAAAACGAGCUGAUUCCGA